This is a messenger RNA of Scutellospora calospora, 1341 nucleotides long. The record is from the annotation of a GenBank genome assembly. NCBI's taxonomy places the organism in Eukaryota, Fungi, Glomeromycota, Glomeromycetes, Diversisporales, Gigasporaceae.
ACAUCUUUAAAAAAUCUCGAAAUUGCACUCAAGACUUUGUCAAAUAUAUGGGGUCCUAACGUUAUAUCCGUAAAAGAAAAACAGAUUGGUGGGAGUAAGAAAUUAAUAGUUGAAGAGGUUGAUUUUCGUAAGCUGAAUGCUGCUAAAAUUAUCGAAAGUUCCCUGGAUACGGAAAAUCCUUUACCUUUAGAAAAAUCAUUACAAUUAACCACUCAUGUAAGCAAUACCAAUAAAAAGCGCAAAAUUGAAAAUAUACUAGAUGAUGACGACGAUGAUGCGUCAAAAGAAAUAAAUGAACUCCUUGCAAAGCAAUCAUUUAAGGAAUUAGAAGAAAAUGGUCCGUUGUAUAAUCUAUGUGUAAUGUUAAAUAAAAAAUCUUCUCAAGAUAAAUUAAUAAUCGAAAUGUUUCGAUCGACAAACAACUCAUUUCGGGAGUUUUGUGUUUACGGUACUAAAGCUGAUUGUCAAAAGCGCCGAAAAAUAUCUAGAGCUUGUAAAAAACUUCAUUUUCGCCCAAUGUUACGACAUCAUACAGAUUUGGAAUUAGGUGAUUGUUCUUAUCUGAACACCUGUCACCGGAUGGACACUUGCAAAUAUGUACAUUAUGAACUGGAUGAAGAAGAAGAAAAAUGGACUUAUAUUCAGCGAAAACAAAUCCCACCUGCUGUGGUGUUCGUUCCACCAACAAAAGUGCUUCCGCCUCAAUGGAUCAACUGCGACGUGCGAAAGUUCGACUUUUCAAUUCUCGGAAAGUUUACUGUAAUAAUGGCUGAUCCACCAUGGGAUAUUCACAUGACGCUUCCGUACGGUACCAUGACUGACGAUGAAAUGAAAGCUAUGGAAAUUUCUACAUUGCAGGAUGAGGGACUGUUGUUUUUAUGGGUUACAGGAAGAGCAAUGGAACUAGGAAGGGAAUGCUUGAAUAUUUGGGGAUAUGAUCGUGCUGAUGAACUUGUAUGGAUAAAAACCAAUCAAUUACAGAGACUUAUUAGGACCGGACGAACAGGACAUUGGCUUAACCACAGUAAAGAACAUUGUUUAGUUGGUAUUAAAGGUAAUCCUGAGGAUUUAAAUUGGGGACUCGAUUGUGAUGUUUUGGUUGGAGAGGUUCGAGAAACAAGUCGUAAGCCUGACGAAAUAUACGGGCUAAUUGAUCGUUUGGCACCUGGUACACGCAAAUUAGAAAUAUUUGGUCGUCAACAUAAUACGCGUCCCGGGUGGAUGACCCUUGGCAAUCAAUUGGACGAUGUUCGAAUAUAUGAGCCUGAUCUUGUAGUGCGAUAUAACACAAAAUUCCCAGAGAAACCCUGUCAACUAACUCAGUUACCUGCGGAUUGGUAA